UUCGAGAACCAUUCUCUUAUGCCUCAAAAUCCCUUGUUCUCUUUGUUUUAGGGCAGCACUGGGGUUUUUUUAGGCCAAACUCCUCUUUGUACCCACUGUUCCUCUUUACCUCUGUUAAAAGAGCGGAAGAAAAAAAAAAUAGAAUGUCCAAAUACAGCAGCUGCCCACCACCUGCAACACCACCACCACCAAAGGUCACCCCAGUCCAAACCCAGCCAUCCCAAAUGCUCCCCAUAUCGCCACAGGCAACGUACGAGAAGGUGAUCUCAGAUGAAAGGGUGUUCAUGGAAACCCUUCAGAAGCUCCAUAGAUCGGCCGGAACCAAGUUUAUGGUGCCUACUAUGGGAGGAAGGCCCCUCAAUCUUCAUCGUCUUUUUGCAGAAGUUACUUCUCGAGGUGGACUGGAAAUUGUCAUAAGAGAUCGCAAAUGGAAGGAUGUAGUAGCUGCCUUCAAUUUUCCUUCAACAAUCACAAAUGCAUCAUUUGUAUUACGCAAGUACUAUAUGUCCUUGCUUCGUAGCUAUGAACAAGUCUAUUAUUUUGGAAAUAAGGGUUCUUCUGUCUCUGUAUCUGCCGGCAAACCUGUUUGUAAAUCAGAACCACUACACCCUGAAGCAGGCAUGAUAAUAGCUUCACCAGCUGCUAACCCUGUUAGUGGAUCGGAGGCAUCUCAGCCACAAGUUUCCACAACAUCAACUGAGGAUAGCAGCACCAAAGACCAGCUACGGACAGAAAUUCCCCCCUUACGAAAAGGCACUCGGGUAACUUGCGAGAUUUAUGAGAAAUUCGAAUAUGGCUAUCUAGUGACUGCAAAUUUUGGUUCUUACACCAUGAGAGGUGUCCUAUAUCAUGUUCCUCUCUUACCAUCUGCAAUCCAAAGCUCAUCGAGUUACCGCAGUCGGAGGUCUCAAAAGGCACUGUCUCGUCCCAGAUCCAACAUGAGUGGCUAUAGCUUCUUUGCUGCUGAGCAGUAUGCUGUACUGAAGCCUGUGUAUUCUGGGAAAGAGAGGGCUGUUGUCAGGCAUAUACGGUAUCUCUGGAGCAGACUCACUCAGGCUGAAAAGGAGGUUUAUCAGGAGAAAGAAAUGAGGAACAGAGUGAAACAGGAAGGAGAUGCUGCAGCACAAGAGUAACUUCUAGCAUGUCUAAGAUGAAUUGGGUCCUCAAUUCUGCAUAGAUAUAAAUGUGCAUUUGGCUUCUGAUGCUUCAUGGAAAGUGAGGUCCGCAUAGAUUUAGAUUUUGAGAACUCAUCCAUACAAAAGAUGUUGCUUUCGAGACAUUAGUGAAAUAAACCCAUGGAAAUUUCAAACUUCCAUACUCAAAUUAAAGGUGUCAUUUUAAUGGUUGAUGAUUGUCUCUAUUUCUCC
Phoenix dactylifera (date palm) is the source of this 1367-nucleotide messenger RNA. Its product is annotated as high mobility group B protein 10-like. The record is from RefSeq and is a predicted model, not a curated record. Gene Ontology annotation, molecular function: DNA binding. Lineage: Eukaryota; Viridiplantae; Streptophyta; Magnoliopsida; Arecales; Arecaceae.